AUGCAGAUCGUGAAGGAUUUGCUGGACGAGCUGUUCCUUUGGUUUUGCCACCUUAUUAUCGAUACGUUCUUCCGUGAAGUCCGGGUCCGUGGCUCCUACAAUUUGCCAUCCAGAGGGGCGACCCUUGUGGUUAUCGCUCCACAUCACAACCAAUUUCUGGACGCUGUGAUUGUUACUCAUGCCAUCCACAAGAUCAACGGACGUCGUACGCAUUUCAUUGAAGCCGCUGUUUCUGUCAGAAGGCCGGUUAUCGGCCAACUCAGUAAGUGGAGUGGAGCAAUUCCGGUGGAAAGGGCGCAGGACCUGUUGACCAAUAAACAGGGUAAAAUCCGCUACGAGGAUUACAGUCACGAUGAAUUGACCAUUGUCGGGGAAGGAACGAAAUUCACCACCGAUUGCGAGGUCAAAGGGCUGAUCGGACUCCCCGAAAGUGCAGGAAACCAAAAAAUAGCAGAGAUUAUAAGCGACACUAAACUGAAACUGGCAAAGCCAAUGGCCAAAUCCAAGGGUGUCGAGAUGCUCAUACGCGGCACCGCCUAUAAGAGUGCUCCAAAAGUCGACAACCACGAUGUUUUCAAAACAGUUUUCCAAAGACUCAGAGAAGGUGAGCUCAUCGGGAUCGCCAGUGAGGGCGGCUCUCACGACCGUACCGAGCUUCUGCCAUUGAAGCCUGGUGUCGGGAUUAUGGCAUUGGGUACAGCUGCCGAAUACGAGGGUACAGAAGUCAAUAUUGUUCCCUGCGGAAUGAACUAUUUCCAUCCACACAAGUUUCGCUCCAGGGCAGUUUUGGAAUUCGGGGAACCUAUCAAGGUGGGCCCUGAGGAGGCGAAGGCCUAUAGGAGAGAUCCAAGAAAAACUGUCGAUGCACUUAUGGAAAAUAUUACUACCGCUUUGAAGUCUGUGACAACUCAAAGUCCCGACCUCGAAACGUUGCAGGUUAUCCAGGCUGCAAGAAGGUUGUACUCCAAUCCUAGUAGACCUCUUCCAUUGCCGUUGGUUGUGGAAAUGAAUCGCAACCUGCUUAUUGGAUACAGCAAAUUCAAAGAUGACCCGAAGAUCAAGCAUCUGAAGGAGAGUGUGACCAAGUACAAUAAACGACUGACAUAUUUGGGAAUCAAAGACUACCAGGUGGAAACAGUGACCAAAAACCGCUGGCGUACUUUAUUUUUACUUACGACUAGGCUGGUGCGACUGUUGGUGUUGUUGGCGUUGAGUCUUCCUGGAACAGUGCUAUUUUCUCCCGUUUUCAUUGCAUGCAAGGUUAUAUCAAAGAAAAAACAGAAAGCCGCUCUAGCUAGCUCGAGUGUGAAAAUCAAGGCCCUUGACGUUUUGGGUUCAUGGAAAGUCCUCAUUGCUUUAGUGGCUGCGCCAAUAUGUUACUUCAUCUAUUCUGCGAUCGGCACCGUGCUUGUCUUCAAAUAUGAGUUGGUCAGGUACAGUACCUGGAAUGUGCUUGUUACUUUUGCCUCCUGGUGGGCUCUGCUUGUUUCCACUACGUACGCUGCAUUUGUUAUGGGUGAAGUUGGUUUGGAUAUUUUCAAAUCCAUUAGACCGUUGAUCUUAUCUCUUUCUCCACGAUCCAAUGAUUUGGACGAAUUGCGGAAGGAAAGGCAUCGUCUGUCUGCAGUGAUUACAGAGGUAAUCAAUGAACUAGGGCCUAAAGUCUUCCCCAAGUUGGACAAGUACAGUCUGGCCCGGCUGGAGAAAGAAUACGAAGAAGAGGUGGAAGACCUGCGCUCAAGAUCAAGGUCCCAGUCCAGAUCGAGGUCGGGGUCACGGUCGAUGUCGCGGGCGUCGACUCGCUCCGGAUUUACCGAAAAUACAAUGCCAAACCUUUCCGAUGUUUCGAUCUUUCCCGAUGCGUUGCAGCUCAGAGACCACUCAAGCCCUAGUCCAACAUCGAGUAGCUCCAGCUUUGUGCAUCUUGACAGCGCUGACAAGGUUGCAGCAAGCGGAGUCAAUGAUUACGAUGCGAGCCUGUUGUCAAAGGUUAGAAAUGCAGUUCUCAAAAAACGCAACGAGGAGGCCAGAUUAGAGGAGGAAAAGUCGGAUUAA
Ogataea haglerorum is the source of this 2055-nucleotide messenger RNA. RefSeq lists its product as uncharacterized. Gene Ontology annotation, molecular function: glycerol-3-phosphate O-acyltransferase activity; glycerone-phosphate O-acyltransferase activity. Gene Ontology annotation, cellular component: endoplasmic reticulum membrane. Gene Ontology annotation, biological process: phospholipid biosynthetic process. NCBI's taxonomy places the organism in Eukaryota, Fungi, Ascomycota, Pichiomycetes, Pichiales, Pichiaceae. The record is from RefSeq and is a predicted model, not a curated record. The transcript has a single exon. The coding region runs from base 1 to 2055 and encodes 684 amino acids.